Lampris incognitus (smalleye Pacific opah) is the source of this 3543-nucleotide messenger RNA. It is a transcript of the gene dhx30, whose product is annotated as DEAH (Asp-Glu-Ala-His) box helicase 30. Gene Ontology annotation, molecular function: G-quadruplex RNA binding; ATP binding; DNA helicase activity. The record is from RefSeq and is a predicted model, not a curated record. Lineage: Eukaryota; Metazoa; Chordata; Actinopteri; Lampriformes; Lampridae. The transcript is spliced from 19 exons. Gene Ontology annotation, cellular component: nucleus; cytoplasm; intracellular anatomical structure. Bases 1 to 3522 code for a protein of 1173 amino acids.
AUGGCGCUACCCGGCGCGGCACUCGUGCGCUUCAGCGCGAUGCCCAACCUUGGCAAAUAUGUGGCUGUUGGGCGCAAAAUCGGGUCAAACUGCGGGUACGUACGCUGGUACGGGACGAAGGCCAGGAGCUGCCAGGACGGCGGCUCGGCGCAGGCGCCAAGCAAACGGGGUAGCCCGAAUCUCCUGAAAGAGUUCCCAGAGCCCAAGAGCCUUUUGAAUAACGCCAUAUCUCGCUCACUGGGAGUGAGCGACCUGUCCCAGCUGAUCCAGUAUAGCUGCACGGAGCACGACGGGGUCAAGAAAGCCACCGUCACCGUGGCGUGGCCCAACAAGAUGGAGACGGAGGGCCACGCUUUAAAGAGGAUUGACGCGGAGCGCUUUGCUGCCGCGGCUGCUUGUCUCAAGCUGAGGGAAUUGGGUUUGCUUGGUCCGAACAAUCAGUUGCCGAAGAGAAGAGCUGGCAGGGGUAAAGAAGCGCUACGGUUCACUUUAUGUGACUCUGAUGACGACGCUCUCACACAUGAUGUUCCUAUGCCCGGAGCUACAGGCCAUGAGCAAAACGUUCCCCCAACUCCAUCCGGAGAUGCCGCUGACGUCACCGAGGCACUUUCCCUGUUCCCCAGACCCAAAGCUCUCCUGUCCAAGGUCAUCCAGGUGGCCACGUCAAGCAACAGAGUCGCUGAGCAAAUUCGGUACAAAACGGUGGGAGGGAAGCUGAAAAAGUGUGAGCUGACGCUGCUAUGGCCAGAGGAAAUGAAAUUUGUGGCGACGGCCACCAACAGAGUGUUGGCCGAGAGGCGAGCGGCUGCUCUUGCUUGUCUGAAAUUGAAGGAAUUAGAGCUGCUAGACAAGGACAACAACCCGCUGACUCACGCCAGGUACCACCACAAGGACGUGAAGGAGGCACUGGAGAGGGACAAAAGACCCUUGCAGCUGGAGAUCUCGCAGCGCCUUAUGGAGAACAUGAGGGAGUACUUUGCGCAGUACCCGGUGGGGACCGAGUUGCAGAGGCUUUGGGAGACGGAAGAGGAGAAAGGGCAGCAGACAUUAAAAGAGGAAGGGGAGGAGGAAGAGCAGGAGCUGGUUACAGAUGCCAUCACGGGCAGGCCUUACUUCCCCCUCUCCAGCCAGCAGGCCAAUAUGCUCAGCUUUGAUCUGCAGGAAGAAUGGGAAAGGGCGAACCCUGGGCUGGGGGUGACGCUCCCAGUUGACGCCCACCGGCAGCGCGUGGUGUCGGCAGUAGACGCCUCCCGAGUGGUUGUGAUUGCCGGCGAGACAGGAUGCGGUAAAACAACACGCAUCCCCCGCUUUCUUCUGGAGGGGCAUGUGAAAGGAGGCAAGGGCGCGGAGUGCAACGUCCUGGUCACUCAGCCCCGCCGCAUUAGUGCCGUGUCAGUUGCCCAGCGUGUCGCCCAUGAGAUGGGCCCUGCUCUCAAACAUCAUGUGGGGUAUCAGGUGAGACUCGAGAGCCGUCCUCCAGAGCACAGUGGAGGAGCUAUGCUCUUUCUCACUGUGGGCGUCCUGUUGAGGAAGCUCCAGGGCAACCCUUACCUGAAGGGUGUCAGCCAUGUCGUAGUGGAUGAGGUCCACGAGAGAGACAUUAACACAGACUUGCUGCUGGCCCUCCUCCGCUCUAGCCUUAAAGAGAACCCCGACCUCCAUGUGGUGCUGAUGAGCGCCACGGGGGACAACCAGAGGCUGGCGCAAUACUUUGGAGGCUGUCCAGUAGUGAAGGUGCCAGGAUUCAUGCACCCAGUUCAGGACAGGUACCUGGAGGAAGUGCUGAGCGAGAUGAGGCGCCGACCUCCACCCCCAGUGAAAACGGACUUUAACGGAAAUGGAAGCGAUGAGACCACGCCAGACGUUGAACUCGUGGCGGACGUAAUUGAGCACAUCGACAGGUGUGGUGAGCCAGGUGCAGUGCUGUGUUUCCUCCCCGGAUGGCAGGACAUCAAAGCAGUUCAGGAGAAACUAGAGGAGAAGCCGUACUUUUCUGCAGGCUCCCAGAUGAUCUUACCAUUGCAUUCCAGUUUGUCAGUGGCGGAACAACAAGCGGUGUUCCGGCGCCCCCCAGUGGGCCAGAGAAAGAUUGUGCUCGCCACCAACAUUGCUGAGACUUCCAUCACCAUUGAUGACAUUGUUCACGUGGUGGACGUGGGAACUCAGAAGGAGCAGAACUAUGACCCGCGUACUAAGGUCUCGUGCCUGGACACUGUGUGGAUCUCCCACUCCAAUGUCACGCAACGAAGAGGGAGGGCGGGGCGAUGUCAGCCGGGGCACGCCUACCACCUGUUUCCACGGAAACGGCUAGAAGCCAUGACUACCUACCCCAUUCCUGAGAUCCUGCGCACCCCUCUGGAGAACCUGGUACUGCAGGCCAAAAUCCAUAGUCCCAACAGCAAGGCUGAAGAGUUCCUGUCUCAAGUGUUGGACUGUCCUGAGCAGAAAGCUGUGAGGGAUGCCGUUAGCAGGCUACAAGAAAUCGGUGUUCUGGACAGGACGGAAACCCUGACACCCUUAGGGGAGUGCGUUGCCCGUAUGUCAUGUGACCCACAGCUGGGUAAAGUGCUGGUCCUAGGUGCGAUGUUCCGCUGUGUCCUGCCGUUGCUGUCUGUAGCUGCCUGUCUGACCAGAGACCCCUUCCACAACAGCAUGCAGAACAGAGCGCUCGUCGUUAAGGCUAAAGGGGCCCUGAGCGGUUCCUCCUUCAGUGACUACCUGGUGUUCAGCAGAGCUGUGUCGGGCUGGAAGAGAGUCCAGCAGCUGGGAAGCAGAGAGGACAGACAAGAUUACCUCCACACACACACCCUGUCAGGAAUGAGUCUGCGAUUCAUAAAUGGGCUCAUUUCUCAGUUCGCUGACAACCUGCACGAAGCCAAGCUGGUCUCCCGUUCCACUGAGUGCCUGCAGCCUUCUUCUGUCCUCAACCAACACAGCAAUAAGGAUGAGUUGCUCAAGGCUGUGCUGAUGGCUGGCUUGUACCCCAACCUUAUACAGGUGAAGAAAGGCAUGGUGAUGAAAGGGGGGCGCUUUCGCCCCAACAGUCUCGGCUUCCGCACACACAGUGGGCCAGUGCUGCUUCACCGCUCCUCAGUCAACAGGGGAAAGGCUCGACUCCCUAGUCGCUGGCUGACCUUCUUCAGUGCAGUCAAGUCGAAUGGACACGUUUUCAUCAGAGACUCCUCCGCUGUCCACCCACUCGCCCUGCUGCUCUUCACAGACUGUGACGUCAAAGAGAUAGUGAGGGGCGACCGUGUGGAGGUGUCAUUUCCUGGACGUUGGCUCUUGCCCUGUGAUCUGUCGGUGGAGACCUGGGAGCUUCUGUGGAGUGUGCGCACCUCCAUCCAGACCAUGUUGCACCGCAACCUCAGCAGUCCAGACAACGCCGUGUCUAGUGCGGCUCAGGAUGGCCAGCUCAUCUCCUUAGUAGUGGAUUUGCUCAACAACACAGACUCCAAUCCACGCUCUGACACGCAGAGUCCAUACUCUGACACGGAAGACAGCGACAGCGAGGUGGACUGACAGAAUUCUUCAGGAUGAGGA